CAAUUAAUUAAUUCUGAAAAUAUCCUUGGAUGGUAAGCAAACGACUUCUCAGGUUAUGGUGGUGGAGCAGUUGCACAUUUCAUUGGCAUAUAUAGCCAUCGACUCUUCAGCCUCAUCAAAUCCCGCAAAAUUACCGUUUCCAGCUGAGAAUCUAGCUCCGCCUCCAUGUCGAUGACGGAUUCCUUCUUCAAACAGCGAUUCAACGCCGCCAAAUGUAAAACUUUGCUGAAACUCACGAUUCCUCGGAUUAAGUUACUGAGGAAUCGGAGAGAGGCUCAGCUGAAGCAGAUGAGGAAGGAAAUUGCCAAGCUGCUUGAAACCGGUCAAGAGGCCACUGCUCGAAUUCGGGUAGAGCAUAUCAUAAGAGAAGAGAAGAUGAUGGCUGCACAAGAAAUAGUUGAGCUCUUUUGUGAGCUCAUUGCUGUUCGUCUUCCAAUAAUUGAAGCACAAAGGGAAUGCCCUCUAGACUUGAAGGAGGCGAUUUCUAGUGUAUGCUUUGCAGCACCUAGGUGUGCAGAUCUGCCGGAGUUGCUACAGGCACAACAAUUGUUUACAGGAAAAUAUGGCAAAGAAUUCGUAAUUGCUGCAACUGAGCUUAUGCCCGAAUGUGGUGUCAAUCGCCAGUUGGUGGAGCUUUUAUCAAUUCGAGCUCCUGCACCCGAUGUAAAACUUAACCUUCUAAAGGAAAUUGCCAAAGAGCAUCAGCUCGAUUGGGAUCCUAGUGCUACCGAAAAUGAACUGUUAAAGCCACAUGAAGAUUUACUGAAUGGGCCAUCGCAGUUCGUUAGUGCUUCAAAAGUGCCCCUUCCAAAAGAGAAGCACGAUGAGACAACACACACUGCACCAGAACCUGCCACCCACGAACAAUCUGACUCGGAUUCAGAUUUUGACAUAGUAGAUUUUCCAGAAGUUCCAGUGCAACCGUUGCAGGCAAAUAAGGCCGCUGUCUCAACACCAGUCAUGCUGCAUUUCCCGGAAUCUGCACUAUCAGACGAUGAUCAAGAAGUAGCAGACAAACCAGAGUCUGGCAAUGUGAGUCAGGAGGAAUCAGUUGCAAAGGAAGAUGCACCACUGAAUAUCCAAACAGGUGCUACAGAAGCUAAGCAGUUCGUGCCAUUCAUAUCCCCUCCAACUCAAUCAUCAGAAACUGUUCCUGCAACCGUGAGAGAGAGCAGUUCACCUCCAGCUAUAAAGAUGUUCGAUGAUCACGUGAAUUUUCAAGUUGUACUUGCUGCUGCUAGGGACGCUGCUGAAUCAGCCAAGCAUGCUGCAGCAUCUGCACGUUCAGCUGCUGAAUCUGCCGAGCAUGCUGCAGUAUCUGCACGUUCAGCUGCUGAAUCAGCCGAGCAUGCUGCAGCAUCUGCACAUUCACAUGCUGCAGCAGCUGCACUCUCAGCUGCUGAAUCAGCCGAGCAUGCUGCAGCAGCUGCACGUUCAGCUGCUGACAUUGCUCAGAUCCAGAUAAGCGAGCUUUCCAAGAGAGGGAGCAACGAGUUCUCAGCUCCUCAACAUCAUAACAACACCAACACCUCGAAUGGUGGUGAUUUUGGCUGUGCUUCAACAUCCCCAAACCAAACUGAUACCUGUCAAAACACCUCGAGUCAGCAGCUAACGCCUGUUUCGUCAUUUAAUUCCUCUCCACCAUGCGACAAUGCUCUUCACCUACCUCAGAGACUUCCGUCAAUGGAUGAUGAACCAUAUUUUUCCUACCCAAACUUGUUCACGUCGCAAGGCCCGAACGUCAGUGCUAAUUCGCAAUCGCCUAGAGAGUCCAAGUGAGUAACCUUUGCUUAACUUUGAUGUGUAUUCAUCUGGACAUAGCUUCUUAAACAUGCAUAUCUCUUAUUUGGGAUCGAAAGAACAAGCGUUGUUUCUACAUGUUACGAAAAACUAUAUUGUAAAUUUGAGCUUUUUUCUUUUAGUUCAUGGUGUUUAUGCUAUAA
Salvia splendens (bonfire salvia) is the source of this 1943-nucleotide messenger RNA. RefSeq lists its product as uncharacterized. The transcript is spliced from 6 exons. Gene Ontology annotation, biological process: protein transport. The record is from RefSeq and is a predicted model, not a curated record. Lineage: Eukaryota; Viridiplantae; Streptophyta; Magnoliopsida; Lamiales; Lamiaceae. Bases 166 to 1779 code for a protein of 537 amino acids.